AUGAUGGUCAUGAAAAGCACAAGAGAACUUGGAUCCGUUAUCAUCUUAACUAUGCUCUGCAUUAAGUAUAGUGGUAUCCAGCGUAUAUUUGAAAAACCAACAUUUGUAUACAAGCUGUACGAAUAUCAUGACAUUCACUUUGGUAGUCGCCUUCUUAAUGUUAGUCUGUACGGAAUACACGGAUCGGAUUCUUGUUGGCCUGGCACCUGUUUAGUAACUGGAUGA
This is a messenger RNA of Besnoitia besnoiti, 225 nucleotides long. RefSeq lists its product as uncharacterized. The transcript is spliced from 2 exons. NCBI's taxonomy places the organism in Eukaryota, Apicomplexa, Conoidasida, Eucoccidiorida, Sarcocystidae. The record is from RefSeq and is a predicted model, not a curated record. Bases 1 to 225 code for a protein of 74 amino acids.